AUGGCUUCCCAACCUACUAGUUUCCUUCAUCUUAUUGGUAUGGCUUGUUCCUUUGGAAGAGGUGAAAUGAUGUAUAAUAACAACAACAACAACAACAACAACAAUAAUAUUGUUGUAAUAAGACAAGUAUUUAAAAAUAGAUACUUGUUAAAAACUAUAUUCAAACAUGCUCAUCAACUAUCAUUGAAUCAACUAACUUUUGGUGAUGGUAUUCCUAAACUUUAUACAUACAAUCAAUUGACAAGUAUUGGAUGGAUGGUUAAAAAUGGAUAUAUUUCAUUAUUGCGUAGUAAGAUUAAUCGAGGUGAUUAUCUUAAACUACCAAAGAAUAGAGAAAAGAUUAAAACAAUCUUUUGUGCAAUCAGUGAUCAAACAUUAUUGGAUAAAAUCAUAACAUUGGAUAAAUGGUAUUUUUGUUACGGUCAAAUGAUACCUUUUGCAUGUGCAAGUGGUAACGUCGUCUUGUUAGAAAAGAUACUCAAACACGAGUUAUUGCCAAAAGAAUAUCUUUUUCCUCUUGAACCCUAUUUAGUAUUGGAUCAUGCAUUUGCUUCAGGAUCAUUAGAUAUGGUUAGAUAUUUGGAUACAUCAGUCGAUAAAUGUAACAUUGCAAAGUUGGAAUGGGGAAUAUUUCGUUUCUGCAAGACCACUAGUUCAGACGUGGUUAAAUACUUUUUGGAUAGAUCUAAAGAACGUAUAAAAGUAAUUAGAGUAGUUGAUAGUUUUCCAUUACUCAUUGCAUCAACAAAUCCACUUCAUCCAAUAUCACCAUAUUUAAAAGGGAACGAAACCUUUUUAGGUCAAGACCAUAUACUCGCGUUUAUCAAUACAUUUGUAUUCUUUAAACAAGAAUCUUGGACACAAGUUCUAUCAAGUAUGCUUUAUCUCGACAAAUUUUCAAGUCACUUUCCCAAACCACUUUUAUCCAUUGUAAGAGAUUAUGAUAGAGAUGAAAAGGUUAAAGAGAUACUAGAGAAUAAUCGUCCUUUUUUCAAUAGAAUUGGAGAUUUACUUGUAGAGAUUGGAACUGCAAAAUUUGGUAAUCAAGUUGCCAUCAAGAUGAAAAAUGCAACUUUGGCAUUAAAAUGUAUUGACAGUACACAUUGUACCUACAAACCAUUAUCAAAUGCCUUGGUUGCUAUACAAAUGUUUCAACAAAGAAUAGUAUUGGAUAAAAAAGUGAUAGCAGAUUUUGCAAUUCUAAUUGGAGUUGAAGAUUUUGGUAUCGCCGGAACUUUUGCAUCAGCCAUCAAUGCACCACACUCAUGUUUAAUAGGAAAUGUUAAUGGAUGGAAGGUUAAAAAGGCCCAUCAAAUUAGAUUGCAUUUAGAAGGUUACACCUCACCAUACACUCCAUUAUGUUAUUAUGUAAAAUAUGCACAACUGGAUAUGAUCAAAUUAUUCCUUCAAACUGCCACCAAUCAAGAAAUGUCAAGUGAAAUGACCGAUUCUUCUAUUUUGACUAGUGAUUUGGCUAGUCAUAAUAUAGAUACUGCAGAAAUGGUAUUUCAAGCAUUUGGAAAGUCAUGGGACUCUUUUUUCAAAUUUAACAAUGACCAUCUUAUUCCAUUCUCCAGACCAUCAUCAAUUGGAAAUAAUCUUUUCAAAGUUGUGGCUGAAAAGAGUACACUUUCAACUAACGAAAUUUUGGAAAUCAUUGUAUCAGCUGGAAACUUUAAAUUAUUUGAUUACUUUUGUAAUUUGUAUCCUCCUCUUACUCCUCUUCCUCUACAAGACCAAGACCAAAAACCAAGAGGGAUUCCCGCUUGUCACAUUUUCAUUGCAACAAAUCAAGUUGAAAGAUUAGCAACAUACCUAUCACGAUUAGAACCAAAACCUCAGAUUGAAGCUUUGUGUACCAAAUAUAACAAGUUGGACAUAAUAAAUAGAAUUGAUCUUUUAAAAUAA
Cavenderia fasciculata is the source of this 1908-nucleotide messenger RNA. RefSeq lists its product as uncharacterized. Bases 1 to 1908 code for a protein of 635 amino acids. The record is from RefSeq and is a predicted model, not a curated record. The transcript has 2 exons. Lineage: Eukaryota; Evosea; Eumycetozoa; Acytosteliales; Cavenderiaceae.